Molecule: messenger RNA, 11742 nt
Organism: Oncorhynchus tshawytscha (Chinook salmon)
Lineage: Eukaryota; Metazoa; Chordata; Actinopteri; Salmoniformes; Salmonidae
Gene: adcy9a
Product: adenylate cyclase 9
Exons: 12
Coding region: 2433-6731 (1432 amino acids)
Biological process (GO): cyclic nucleotide biosynthetic process; intracellular signal transduction; adenylate cyclase-activating G protein-coupled receptor signaling pathway
Molecular function (GO): adenylate cyclase activity
Source: RefSeq, a predicted model, not a curated record
GAAAUAGUUAUACUCUCAAUCUCAUUCCAUACGUGCUCGUCCAUAGCCACACAAUACAUUUCUGCGUGCGCGCUCCCAUCAUCAGCCACCAUACCCCCCUCUCUGCUGUAUUUUCAGACUGGAGCUACUGAAGCUCGAUGCUCAUACCACCGAGUCGCUCCGCUUUGGACACCCACCCUUCUCCACCGCACCGCCGCCUCAGCUGGCGGAGAAUUUCCGUCUGGGUACAGGAAGAUGGUGGGAGUGACGGGAGCUGCCUUGUCUUCCCCUGGAUAAAUCGGGAAAACACAUAAAAACCUGUUUUUAUUAGCCUACUUAGGCUACCCGGACCCGGGCAAUAGGGAGGUAACCUUAACCGUCACCGAACCUUUCGAACGGAAGAGGACGCGAACGCAACAAGGAGUGGACUCUCUCGGGCUAUGCUUCUUCUGGGCACAUGCAUGCAGCAUAAUCUCGAGCUAUCCAGACUUGAGGAAUUUAUGGAACAGACAGCCAGCACAUUUCGCGAACUAUGUCUUAUUCGUUGGUAAUUGAAUAAAGGGAAGCAGGAUCAAGGAUAUAUUGUUUCUUCCUCAUGGGAAUUCGGUAUUCCUUUGGGGAAAGCAAAGAGGAGGAAAUUCACAGAAUCUCUCCAUGCACUCCAUAGUUAUUCUCUACUCCACGCGUUUACAGUCCUGGCUACUUCUGUAGCCUACGACGAAGGAACCACGGCCUGGGAAAAAGUUUCUAGGCUUUGGAUACAGAAGGGAGCACAGUAGUGACGUUUCUGGAUACGUUUUUGCUUCAAUUUUAAACUGCAGUUUUUGUUUUUAAAAGCCUGUCCUGUUCAUUGGAUAGGCCUAUCCUAUGGAAAAUGUGAAUAUUCGAUAGGAAUAUUUAGUAGACAUAACUUGACAGUUUUGUAUUUCAGUCUAUAUAUUUAAUAGACUAUUCAUACAAGGGUGGGUGUUUCUCAUAGCUUUCUGUUUUGCCAACUCUUACCAACAAGUUUGUUCAAGACUCCAGCCUAGUAAAAGGAGUUGGCUUAUUUCAGCUCAGCUGUCAUAUUUUGGGUACUUAUCUCUCGAUUUAAAAUCGCUUUUCAAGGUCUCAUAAUUACUGUAUCUGUACAGUCCCUGUCGUCUUGGAAGUGGGGAUAUUACCGAUGUAGAGAUCCGUAGAGGGAGGUCAGGAAAGGACGGGGCUGGAGCUGGGAAUAGGCCCGGCUGUGGAAGAACUACAGACUGGGUAUGGGGGGACAGCUAGACCGCUAAACGGACGCUGCCUGCCUGGCUGCUGGUUUUGGGUGGUCGUGAACCAACCGACCCACCCACCUACCUACCCGACCCGACAGCCAAAGUCUAACUCUUCAGCUUGGCUAGUAUAACACGAAAGUAUUCACCCACACUAGGGCUUUGAAAUAGUCCGAAAGGGAAAGGAGGACAUGCUAUACGAGUUUAUGCUAUGAAUGUUAGCCUAUUAUUUUCAACUGUUGACUCAUGUAACUAAAACGGAAAGAGGAUAACGCUUGUUUUUUUUCCAAGGGAAAGGAACUUUAAAGUGACUUGUUUUGGAGCGGGUGCUCCGAUAAGAUAAGAAGGGACCGAAGCUGUAACUUUGUCGCAAUUUUCUAGCCAUGUGUAGCUUGUUAUUGGAAUGAGUGGGACAACAAUCUACUGUGUAUAGCCUACAACUCCUAAACAAGACACACACAAUAUGGGUCGUUUUGGACAUGGAAACAUUAUAUAAAUAAUGUUCUCUUUUCAGAUUGUGUGUGUAUUAAAAUGUAAUAAUAACAUGGGGACAUUAUUUUGAUCAUCAGUGAAGAAGACACGUGAGGACUUCUUGAGAGCGAGGCUCGAGCUGUCACUGGCGGCUGUCAAAACACUGCGCGUGGUGUGGAAUAAAAAGUGAAUAUUUGAACAACUGAUCCCAGAUUGGCUUUUUAAACCUGAUAAAAAUCGUAAUGUGAUAACAAAAAAAACGUAAUAUAUGGGAAGGAUGUAUAAAGAAGGGGAGAGGAAAGACGAAAGGACUUUCAAUUAUUUCAACUGCCAGAUGAGAGCGAGCAGAGCAGCACACGAGUACAAAGUGGACAGCGAGGGCUUCCAAAGGCAAGGGACGAAUUAAUGGAAUGUGACUGCUGACGUAAUACAGAGGUCGGGAUAAUGAACUACUCAAGAGCCUGGAACGGUCCUUUUUAUAUGAGUGAGUAGGCCUAGUUGGCUACAUUCGUGCGUAGCCUAGUAGAAAUACGUAUUUUUUGUACACACGAUAUAUCAAGUCGUGAUUACAACCAUCACCUUUCUUGCCUCUCUUUUUUGCUCACUCUCCUGUCUAGUCUUCCUCUGCCAGAUGUUUCACUUAGUACUGUUACCUCAUUGCCCGCGCACCUUCCGCCAUCAUUGAUCAGAUAUUAGUAUUUCCCCCUUCACGUCACUCCAGCCAUCAUAAUGGCCUUGCAGCCACAGCAACACCGGCAGCAGCAGCUUCUCCCACAUGCCACGGAGGUUAGCUGCGCCUCAAGCAGUGACGGCGCCGUGACUGUGCGGAUUAUCGACAACACUAGGCACACACAGCACGCGCCGUCGCCACAGCAUCGACAAUAUCAUGACUCUCCCCCAACCCCAACGACAAGGGACAGCAAUACCAGAGGAGGAGGGAGUGGAGUAGGUGGGUCUACCACUACCGCCAAAGGAGAUCCCUCCAAACCCUGCACCAAAUACAGCAUCUCCUCCAGCUGUAGUUCAGGGGAGUCGGGAGUUCGGAGGGCUGUUAUGAAUAAGUUACACAGCCAGCAGAAGACUCUGCCCCAGUUGUUUGAGAGGUCUGCUGCCCAGUGGUGGGACCCCAAGUUUGAUUCGCCGAUACUCGAAGAGGCGUGCCGCGAGAGGUGCUUCCCGCAGACUCAACGCCGCUUCCGCUAUGUUCUGUCAUACAUGGCCUCUGCCUCGCUCCUUUGGGGCGUGUAUUUCGGGGUCAACCACGACCGCUGUGACCCGGCGACCUUCCUCGCCCCGACCGCCUCCUUCCUCCUUUUCCUGCUCAUCCUCUUCCUCUUUACCUUGACAAGGCCCUAUGCUCACCUGUACAACCAGGCCUCGCUGCUCCUCAUUGUGACCACAUUCGCCAUCACUCUGGCUCCUCAGAUCCAGACAGGAGGCUUUGUCUACCUGGAGAGAACCAGGGAUGGCAACCAGACAUUCCCUCGCACCCCAGGCGGAGUGGGCCCUACUCGGGCUCCCUGCAUCUCCCCAGUGGGCACCUUCUCUCUGUGUAUGGAGGUCCUGCUACUACUCUACAGUGUUCUCCAUGUGAGGCUAUAUGCUUCAGUUUUACUGGGGCUCCUGUAUUCAGUACUAUUUGAAGCCUUGGAGUGGCUGCCCCUGCUCCAGGGGAGAGAUGGCAGUGGAGGAAAUUAUGGGGGGAAUAGGUGGGGUGAGGCUGGGGUUGGAGGUGCAGAAGAGUCCCUAGGUUCUGGAUCUAGUCCUGGAGGUCUUGGUUCUUCUAGCUUGGAAUGGGACACCCUCCGCUGGCUGUGCCCGGCUAAGGCCCUCCUCCACCUGUGUGCCCACGCCAUCGGCAUCCACCUCUUCAUCAUGUCCGAGGUGCGAUCCCGCUCCACCUUCCUCAAGGUGGGCCAGGCCAUCAUGCACGGCAAGGACCUGGAGGUGGAGAAAGCGUUGAAGGAACGCAUGAUCCACUCUGUCAUGCCGAGGAGGGUCGCCGAUGAACUGAUGAAGCAGGGGGACGAGGAGAUGGAGGGGAACGCAGGGAAGAGAUACUCUGCCGGGGCUUGUUCGGCUGUGUCCACGGUCGGAGGUCCUGGGGGGGCUUCUUCGAUCGCGGCGAGCCCUAAGAACCAUCCCCAUCAUCAUAGUCAUCUUAAGAGGAAGAAGACUUCGAUCCCCAGAGGCCAGAUCAUCUUCAGGCCAUUCAACAUGAAGCGGAUGGAGCCUGUUUCUAUCCUCUUUGCGGAUAUCGUCGGCUUCACCAAAAUGUCUGCCAACAAGUCCGCCCACGCCUUGGUGGGGCUCCUCAAUGACCUCUUCGGCCGUUUCGACCGGCUGUGUGAGCUGACGCGCUGUGAGAAGAUCAGUACACUGGGAGACUGUUACUACUGCGUGGCGGGAUGUCCCGAGCCACGCCCUGACCAUGCGUACUGCUGUGUCGAGAUGGGACUAGGUAUGAUCGUGGCCAUUGAGCAGUUCUGCCAGGAGACGUGUGAGACGGUGGACAUGAGGGUGGGGGUCCACACCGGCACGGUCCUCUGUGGGAUCCUGGGGAUGAAGCGGUUCAAGUUCGACGUGUGGUCCAACGACGUCAACCUGGCCAACCUCAUGGAACAAUUGGGCGUCGCCGGGAAGGUUCACCUAUCAGAGGCCACCGCCGGGUUUUUGGAUGAUCGGUACCAGCAGGAGGACGGGCGGGUGUUGGAGAGGGCGACGCAGGGCCUGAUGGAGAAACUGAAGGGGAUGAAGACCUACCUGAUCUCAGGGAGGAAGUUAGAGCAUUCUCAGUGUGGUUGCUCUCAGGACAUCCUGACCCCGUGCCCUCGCCCCCACACCUCUGCCCUCAUGCCUGGGGGGGCUGCUUCCCUCUGUGUGUCCUGCACUGUGAAUGGGGAGCAGACAGAGGAGGGGGCUGGACUCAAUGGAUGCCAGGAUGAACAUAAGACUAACAGCGCCAAGUUUACUCCAGGCUGCAGCCCCAGGGCUCUGAAUGGCAUUCUCAGUCCUCCACUGGAGGACUCGGUGAUGGCCAGCCAGAGCUCUCUAUGUGACAUGCUCCAGGAGAAAGAAAAGAAGACCAGUACGGGCACAGGGACGGGAACCAGCCUGGGUAUGGGGGGUCCAGGAGGGGCGGGACCGGGGGGCACAGGCAUGGACCACUCCGCCCUCAUCCCGCUACGCUCCAAGAACUUCAGGGAGAAGAGUGACGUCCAUUUUGUUGAUGUCAUCAAGGAGGACAGUCUGAUGAAGGACUACUUCUUCAAGCCUCCCAUCAACAAGCUGAGCCUCAACUUCCUGGAGAGACCUCUGGAGACAGCCUACCGCAUCAGCUACCAGGAGGAGGUGGAGACCCAGGCCCCGGUGCAGACCUUUGCCAGCCCUACCUUCAGCUCCUUCCUGGAUGUUCUCCUAUCCUGCUCUGUGUUCCUCGCCCUCACCUUGGCCUGCUUCCUGGUUCCCAUGGUCACUAUGGAGACGCCUCCGGCAACCGUCCUGGGAUUGGCUACCGCUGCUGGUCUGUUAGAGCUGGUCUCCCUGGUGCUGUCCAUACGUAUGACGUUCUACCUGGACAACGUGUUGAGCUGUACCCAGACCUUGCUGAGGGUGGUGUCAGGCUGGAUCCCCCGUCAUGUGAUCGGGGCCGUGCUGGUCUCACUUCCUGCCGUGUCCGUGUUCUCACACCUCGCCUGCAGCCUACACCUGCCCAUCCAGGUAACCAUGUUCCUGUGCUGUGCAGUGACCAUAGCCAUCAUCCAGUACUGUAACUUCUGCCAGCUGAGUUUCUGGAUGAGAUCUGCCCUGGCCACAGCUGUUGGUGUGGCUCUACUAGUGCUGCUCCACAGCCCCCUCAACAGGACAGGCUCCAGUAAUGACAGUUCUCCAGCGAUGGGUAACCUCACCAAUGAGACAUGGUCCACUCCAGAACCACGUCCAGAUGCCAUGGACCCCGUGAGACCCCUAGACCUACUGGUCCCAGAAGCAGUACUCACCUACUUCCUCCUCCUCCUAUUGGUCUGGUUCCUGAACCACGAGUUUGAGGUCAGCUACCGUCUCCAUUACCAUGGCAACAUAGAGGCCGACAAGCACCGCGUCAAGAUCCAGAACAUGCGGGACCAGGCCGACUGGUUGCUAGGCAACAUCAUCCCAAUCCACGUCGCCGAGCAGCUCAAGGUGACCCAGUCGUACUCCAAAAAUCACGACAACGCCGGGGUUAUCUUUGCGAGUAUUGUGAAUUUUUCUGAAUUCUACGAGGAAAGUUACGAAGGCGGGAAGGAGUGUUACCGAGUGCUCAAUGAGCUCAUCGGCGACUUCGACGAGUUGCUACGGAAACCGGACUUCGCCAACGUGGAGAAGAUCAAGACGAUCGGCGCCACGUACAUGGCGGCGUCCGGGCUGAACCCUCAACAGUGCAUUGACGACUCCCACCCAAACUCUAACCACCUGAGGGCGCUGUUUGACUUCGCCCUCGAGAUGAUGGGUGUUUUGGACGACUUCAAUAAAAACAUGCUAGGCUUUGGGUUUAAGCUCCGUAUCGGGUUCAACCAUGGUCCCCUGACGGCGGGGGUGAUCGGCACUACCAAGUUGCUCUACGACAUCUGGGGAGACACAGUGAAUAUUGCGAGUCGCAUGGACUCUACAGGGGUGGAGUGUCGGGUACAGGUGAGUGAGGAGAGCCACUCGGCGCUCAGUGGAAUGGGCUUAGAGUUUGACUACCGCGGUACCGUCAACGUCAAGGGCAAAGGUCAAAUGAGGACCUUCCUGUAUCCCAGGAGCGCUGAAAGAGGUGGGCAGCUAUUGGCUGAGCCUUGGCUACAGCCACAUCAAUUAGUUGCUGUUUUGCCCCCGGUGAAACCUGUCCAAUCACAGGCAACCGUUGGACCCGUGGGGAAGGGGACGCCGUUAAUACGACCAAGUCUGAUGCAAGUGCCAAUGCGCCAGCCCCUCCUCCUUUAUCCUCUUCUUACACUCCUCCCACAUCCUCCUCUUCCUCCACAUUCACCCCCCAAGCCUCUUCCAUAGGACCUCCUGUAGCUCCUUCAGGACUAGGGCCAGAGCCAGGCCCGGCCAAGCCCUGUGGGGUGAGGGCAGAUCGGGCAGAGGGGUACAGGGACGCUCCUCCAAUCCCACCAGGAAUCCCCCAAACUGGGGCUGGCCACCCCGCUGCUACGGGCACGGACCCUCACCCCCUUACCCUGGACCUAGACCCGGAGCUAGUACCCUGUACCUUGGCACAGCCUGAGGAAGAGGAGGAGGAGGAAGCGAAUGAGCUGACAAAGCUCAAUAAGGAGGAUUUCAUGUCACGCCUUUGAUCCAUCAAGUGCUGAUCUAGGAUCAGCUCCCCCUUAUCCAUAUAAUCCUAUUCAUUAUGAUUUUAAAGUCGAAACUGAUCCUCGAUCAGCACUCCUUUCUCUGAGCUGAGCUGAAGACAGAAGUAGCUACAGAUACAGAUUUGAAGGGAUGGGAGGAGUUUUUCCCCCCUAACUUAUCCAUUAAUCACCUUUCUGAACCAAAACAGAUGUUUUCACAUGAUGAAAUGUGACUGCAGACAGAGUGACCUUUGGACAUUGACUUGUAGUCAAGCUAUGAUGGCUCAUCACUUUUCUAUAGGAAGGGGGAGGGCUGUGUUGAGCACAGUUAUUGUGGCACAAUAUAAUGCAGGGGGAGGGAGGAGGAGGAGUAGAGAAAGGGUUUUUGCUUGUUGGUGUUGAGGUUUUAUUUUUCUUAUGCUUUGGUUGAUAUGUAAAGAAGUGCCUUCAGGACAAGAACCGUUAACGAACAAGAAAUGAAUAUGGAACAAAAACACAAAAAAGGUUGGAACAAUCUUUAGCAUGACUUAUUUUUUCUAUUUCAAACCUAGUCUACCGAUGAUGCUGUGGUUCUUUUACUACAAGUUGUUUUUUCAAUGCAAUUUAUUUUGUUAUUGUAUCGUUAUCGUUUGUGCCAUAUUCAGUUUUUCACUUGAUCAGUUGUAGCCUAUUCGCCUGACCGUAAAGGGAAAUAAAUGACGUGCCAGACAGUGGUGGAUCAUGGGUAAGAAGCAGGGAGUUUUGGGUAGAAUAAGGGAAUGACAAAAAGCAGUGUUAUUGGUGUUUCUGCUUUGAGACGAUGGCUUAGAGUGUUUGUGAUGUGCUACGUGGACCCAAUACUAAAGGGAAAACCAACAUAGGGAUUUAUCUUCACACUGACGCUUUUUUAUGUCCAACUUUUCAGGAAACACGUUUAAAAAAAAAAAAACUUCCGUACAGCUUCUUUAAGUGGUCUGUGGAACAUAACUGUAAGAACCACAGAUCUCCUCACUGGGUCUCACACAACUUCUCCUAGACCUCUCCUAAAUGGAAAUGGCAAAUUGGGAUGGUAGCCCAUACCAAGCAGUCUUGACAGUAAGAAAACUGAACACAUACGUUAUAGCACUCUCAAGUAACGAUUAUACUCUAACAAGUAUACUGAAAAAGCACAAAUCUAAAAAUCGUUUAAGGGAAUCAUAGUGUUGGAAAUUAAAGGGACUAUUUGGUUAUAUCAAAAUGGGAAAGCACUUAAAAUCUUUAGGGAAAAUAUGUGUUAAAAGUAUGACAUUCGCCAAAAGGAACAGAAUUCAUUACAAACAGUUUAUUAACAUGUUAUAACACGUAUUAAUGUGUAUUGAAGUGAAAACUCAAGUUUGUAUGAAGUUCUCUCCAUUGUGUUAGUUGCCACAGAAACAAAUGAUUUUAACCGACACCAGAUUCAACCAAUGGCUAAUCACGGCUGCCUUUAGCUUUGUGUGACAUGCUGGUUGGGGUGGGACGUUUGAUCUUUUAUCCAAUCACAGCCUCUGCAUGAGGGAGGCUCUACUGUAUUAAUGUACUUAAAAUGUGCCACUUUCAUCAAGUUAUUAUUUGGGUGCAAUGCAACCUAUAUUUUUCAAAGUUUUCCUUUUCGAGUACAUUUUUUGUAGUGCCUAAAAAAUAUAUUUUUUGUUGAGUUAGUAUGAUGAUGAUAGCAAUGAUGAUGAUGAUUGUAUGUUUUAUGAAAUGAUGAAUCGCCUUGAGCAGUUCCAACUGCAACUCCUGUUUUGAGAAAAUCAACAUCUUGCUCACUUGGUUUUUUCUUUCUCUCUCUCUCUCUCUCUCUGACUGAUUCUCUGUGAAUUCUAUGUGAAGGGUGGUGUGCCCAAGGUCUCUUCCGUGCUCCCUCGCUUUUCUCUUUUCUCUCACCUUGCCUUUUCCCCUCUUUUCUGCUCAAGCUUUUACUUCUGAAAGGAAGGGUCUAUAGGGGAUUCAUCUGUAGACCUGUCACUUUUGUGUCUUACAUUUCAGACAGAAAGUAGUAGGAAAAUCUGUGUGUAUGUGUGUAUGUGUGCGCGUGUGCUUUUCCCCCCAAGUCUAUUUGACUAAGGAGAAAGACUGAAAGUUGAAGUUGCCCCAUGGUGCUGAUCAAGGGUCAGUUUUGUGUUUUAAUUCCUAAUGGUCGAUGCUCGGACUUGGAUCUGAUGAGUAAUCUUUUGGGAUACCUCUACUCUAAACUACAGGGAGAACCAAUAAGAGCUAGUUUAAGGGUCUUUAAGUGGGCUAUCAGACAAGUUAUAAACAUAUGAUACGAAUCAAAGCAGAUGGCCUAUAACUUCAAGGUGAGUGCCCAUAGAAAGAUCUAGAAAUAGUAUUAAAUCAGAAUUAAGUGCUAUAUGUUGUUCAUAUUAUGCCAAUGUACCCUUGCCAGAAUUGAGAGUCUAUUUAGAGUUUGGGACUUUUGUUUACCUACCACCAAUAUGUACUUCUGAUAUGUCAGUGCCUUUUAUUAUUAGACAUCUUGUGUGGAUGUAGUUUGGUGGCUUAUUGUCAGCCUUCUUGAUAUUUUUAUCCUCAAAUGCCUUUCCACUUCCAAUAACUUUGUAGCACAUUCAUAGGUUCUAUAUAUCUGACUAUAGCUAAUAAUUCGACACACACCAUUUUUAUAUUAUGAAUUAAAGUACUUUGGAUUUUUGUAUUAAAUAUUUGGAUAUAUUUUUAUUUAUCACACUUGAAAAAAAAAGCCACACUUUAUCUUUCACUUCCACAGAAGCAUACCGCAUUUACCAUCAAUCGUGUAUCUAUCUGGUUUAUGAUUACUUAAGUAAGUGUUUGUGCAUUGAAUCACACUUGUAUUUAUGUUGGUAGUUAGAGUGAGGCGGAGUACAGUAGCGAUUUGUAUUGAGUUUGGAGUGAAAGGGCACAGUAACCAAGACUGGUAUCCAAGGGACAAUAUUUUUUUUAAAGGGAACUAGGCAGAACACGGAGGAGGGACAUAGGCAUGCCACCCUCUUACUAAAACCUUCACCAAUACUGAGAAAUAAAAAAGGGAAUAGAAGUCAAAACUAAACUGUCUCCAACUCUGUGCUCUCUGGUAAAAAGGGAGGAAUGGGCGGGAAUGACUUUGACUUUGCUUGUUUGAGUCUGACAUUUUCACCACUUUGCUCUGUGUGUGUGUCUUUGUUCCUGUGUGUGUGUGUGUGUGUGUGUGUGUGUGUGUGUGUUUGCGUGUGUGUGUGUUUGCGUGUGUGUUUGCGUGGACAUACUUAUGCUUUUUGCUACUACUUCUCACCCAUACACUCCUGCAAUUAGCCAUUGAUUUCUUUCUUUGCCUCUUGACAUUUCUAACCGACCUCAGGGUUUGUUUGUUAGCUUUCAUGACAUGGAUAAAGCCUCCAGAAGUCUAUUUUAAUUGAGCCCAAGUAGUAUAAUUCAAAAUAAUAUAUAUAUGCCAUUUAGCAGACACUUUUAAACAAAGUGACUUACAGUCAUGCGUGCAUACAUUUUACAUAUGGGUAGUCCUGGGAAUCGAACACACAAUCCUGGCAUUACAAGCGCUAUGCCCUACCAACCAGGCCAUACAGGACCCAACUAAGCCAUACAGGAUAAUUAUGCUAUACAAUAUCUAAUACGAAUUGGGAGACAAAAGCCAACAACGAACAAACAAAUUAUUCAGUAAUUAACAUAAGCUUUAACAAGGAUGCAUGGAACAGAUAGAUGAAAUAUAUAUUGUUUGAACUGAACCAGUGUCUGGGCCUGUGUUUCUUUUUACAGAAAAAGUCCUUUUACCAGGCCUUCACUCUAGUAAGUACAAUUUGAAUUGUUGAGAAAAUAUUGUUUUUCUUCUUCUUUUUACUGUUUGGGGUGCAGAUGUACUAAAUAUUUGUGGGUGUGUUCGCACAUUCAAACUAUCAUCACAAGCAAAAAAAAGUUGAUAAUUCACUCGCGAUUAAAUUGCACACUCACUUUCUUUCACUGCUAUGGUAAAUGAACUAUAGUAAAUUAGCACCAUGUGUUAUUUCCACACUGGGGAUAACGAUAUUGGAAAAAACCAAAGUGUUUUAAUUUGUUGAUCUGAGAUGUAUGUUAUUUUGUUUUUUUGCUUGUUUAUAUUUGCCUUUUUCAAUCAGUCAGUGUGCUAUUGUUUGUUUAUUUGUUAUUGUGCACAUUAACCGUAUCCAAUGUAUCAUUUUUAAACACGAUGAACAUAAUCUGUAUACAUUUGCACAAGGCACUCACUAUGUAUGUACAUAUGCAAUAUGUAUUUGAUGUCACAUUUAUGAUUUUGUUUCAACUUUUUGUACAUGUGCCUGAGCCAGAUUUUGACUUUUUGUGAAAAUCGAUGAACAGGAGAACACUUCAAUAUCAAACUGUUUUGUCGUCUGCCUGGCUGUCUGGGUGACUUUGUGAGUGAUAUAUUACGUAUGAUCUUUCAAGGGGCUUGUCAAAAUAAGUAUUUUAGAUGCUGCAAGUGCGGCAAUAUUUCUACCAUAAUUAUGACAACCACCAAUCCCCUGCAACUAGCAUAAGUACAAUAGUAAUAUAUUUUGGUCCUUAAUUCAAGAACCUGAUGUUAAUGUGGAGACCUAUUAGGCUUAUUAGACAGUCCAAAGUCCAUCACACUGUCAUUGAUUGGGGGGAUAGGAGGAGGAAAGCAGCAUUUUGUGCCAACAUACACAGGAGAGAUGAGGCCAGUGGGAAGGUAGGCCUGGCAGGUAAAUCAAGAAAGAAAAGUACAGAAAUUAAAGGAUCCAAACUUUUGUUUA